This is a messenger RNA of Dreissena polymorpha, 1614 nucleotides long. RefSeq names its product heavy metal-binding protein HIP-like. The transcript is spliced from 3 exons. Lineage: Eukaryota; Metazoa; Mollusca; Bivalvia; Myida; Dreissenidae. The coding region runs from base 89 to 898 and encodes 269 amino acids. Gene Ontology annotation, molecular function: protein binding. The record is from RefSeq and is a predicted model, not a curated record.
GGGCAUUUAUUUUCCAACGCUAUAUAAGACCGAAGACCACGUCCUCACCUCUUAUACGUCUCUAACGACCACCAAGAAUACAGCAGCAAUGAUGUUGAUGUUGAUCGCGGCAGUGUUCGUGCAAGUCUUCCUGACCACCGGGCAUGCAAUGUCAGUUACAGGAUUGGAUGACAAUGUAUCGGCUAUGGAGCAACUUCUGACCAUGGUUCCUGAAAGGACAACCGAUAACUUUCCUUUGAAGGAAAUGUACCAACAACUGCAGAAGCAAUUGAAGAUUCUUGAAGUCGUGUACCAACAGCAGCAGAAGCAAUUGAAGAUUCUUGAAGACAUGAACCAACAGCAGCAGAAGCAAUUGAAGACUCUUGAAUACAUGAACCAACAGCAACAGAAGCAAUUGAAGCUUCUUGAAGAACGAAUAGAACGAAAAGAACAACGCAAUGGACCCAGUGAUUAUGCCACUACUGUCAACGUCAAUACAUCGGAAGUCGUUGUUGGCUCGCAAGCAUACUCUAAACUUGGCAGCGUGGUCUUUACGGCAUUGAAAGUAGCUGGUGUAGCCCACAUUGGUGAGAAUCAAAGGAUAACGUUUGAAAAAGUCAUCCUGAACGUAGGGAAUGCCUAUAGCGCAUAUAGCGGGAUUUUCAUCGCACCAACCUGCGGGGUCUACAUGUUUUCGGUUACACUGGCAGUUGGCACUAACAGUUUUUAUGCGGCACUCGUUUCUACCAAGGGGGCGAUAGCGUGGAUCUAUACUAAUCAAGCAUACUCAACUGCCUCCAAUACGGUCUUCGUCAACCUCGCUGCAAAUGAUCACGUGUGGGUGCAGAACAUGAAGUACAACAAUCGCGUAGUGUAUGGUGAAUUGAUCAGCUCGUUUACUGGCAUUUUGGUUGCCUAGAACUGGUACAGGAAGAAAACACAACUAAGGACCCGUUUUCAUAAAGCAAUCUUUACUUCUAUACACGAUUUAAUAUUUCUGUUUCUUCUUCAGUGCUACCAAAUUUUACAUCUUGCAACGCGCCUAGAGAAGCUUAUAAAUUCAAUCAAAUUAUUUGUGGCGAAUCAAUACGUUAUAAGUUUUGUCUUUGCCGCUUUAAUAGGCUACUGAUUUAUGUUUGUUUAAUGGUCCAGACAUUUAAGUAACAUUAACAUGUGUCAACCGAUCUGAAAUUAAAAAAUCCUGUAUACCUUACAAACAAACUUAAGAAUUUGAAUUCCUGCUUGUCUAAAUGCUUAAGUUGCUUAAGUUGCCCCUGAGGAGCUUUGUGAAUACGGAUCAUGUGUUUGGUUUGAUGAUAGCUUCUAUAACGCAUCUAAUACAUGAUAAACUUAUGUACUUUACUGCUUUAUAUAAAAUACAUACAAUUAUAGUAUAGUGUAUGCUAACUUAUUGGUGUUUACUAGGGAAUGGUAAAGGAAAACGACUGUUCAAAUUAUGGCGUCAUGGCAUGAGUACAUAAAGGCAGUUGCACGGUUUUCAAAAAGUCACUUUUUGCUGGUCAAAAUUUAUUGUAUUGUUCAAUUCUUGAAGAAAUCUGUAUUUCUGUAUUUCACUGUGUAAUUUGUCUUUUUUAUAACCAUUUAUAUAUGAAAAAAUAAAACAAACAUUCUUUA